AUGGCGGACUCCGGCGAACUCGUUUGGAACGUGGAUAUGGAAGUUGGUUUAUUUCAUGCUAUGCGGGGUCACAAGCCAGUUGGAGUAAAUCGUCAUUUUCAAAUGAUAUACAUUCACAACAAGAUUAACGAUUCUUUGGGUUUAUCGAGAAAAAUCACAUCCAAUGAAAUUUGGAAACAGUUAUCAACAUUAUAUCAACUUCAAGCGUUGAAUGAGUCAGAAAUUCUCCCGUUUCCAAAUAAAGAAAUAGAUUUUAUUCUGCCUGAUGAUGAAUAUCGAGAGUUAAAACACAAAAGAGAUUUUCCACGAACGAUCAAAGUUGAGCCAACAGACAACGUGAAGGGAUCUCCUGCAGUGCAUUCUGGGAAAAAGGAAAUGAAGGGUGGGAAUACACCACAAAGUAAAGCAGACUCUAAAUCUCACUCAACCCCACAAACUAAAGACAAACACAAGGACCAUUUAAAUUCUAGUCUUGUAGACCCCUCUCCUAAACGGAAACGAACCAGACAAACAAAUUCUGCCGCUGCCAGUCCUGCUACUCCUAAUGACACUCCACCAAUCAAACGUAGAAAAUGAAUUUAAACGAAAAAACGUACAUUUAUUGUGGGAAUUGUGGUUAAAAAAUAUGCCAAAUAAGUCAUUGAAAUCUAUCUGAGAGCAAUAUUUUGGACUGUUCAUACCCUCAAGUUAUUUAAGCCACCUGGUAACCAUGUAACCAAAAUGAAGAACCAUGACAUCUUAUGAGAGGUUUACAGUAAAUAGGCGACUCAAGGAGACCUGGAUCAACAACAAGAAACUUCUGCCAUCUGUGUAUAUUAUUAGAGCCUACACUUAUCAUUUCUUCAAGAUCUGAGUGUAAAUAUCAAGGGAAUCAGAAAUACAUGAGCAUCUAAAGGAUAAAGCUGUAUUUGUAUCAGAUUGAUAAUAAC
Molecule: messenger RNA, 929 nt
Organism: Lottia gigantea (owl limpet)
Lineage: Eukaryota; Metazoa; Mollusca; Gastropoda; Lottiidae
Exons: 4
Coding region: 1-576 (191 amino acids)
Biological process (GO): regulation of transcription by RNA polymerase II
Cellular component (GO): nucleus; NuA4 histone acetyltransferase complex
Source: RefSeq, a predicted model, not a curated record